Messenger RNA from Emiliania huxleyi CCMP1516, 1240 nucleotides. RefSeq lists its product as hypothetical. The record is from RefSeq and is a predicted model, not a curated record. NCBI's taxonomy places the organism in Eukaryota, Haptophyta, Isochrysidales, Noelaerhabdaceae. Gene Ontology annotation, cellular component: endoplasmic reticulum membrane. The coding region runs from base 1 to 1005 and encodes 334 amino acids. Gene Ontology annotation, molecular function: diacylglycerol O-acyltransferase activity. The transcript has 2 exons. Gene Ontology annotation, biological process: triglyceride biosynthetic process.
AUGAGCAGCAAGGCCCUCGACCAGCCCACCCGCUCCUUUCCCGUUAGCACGAGCGCCGAGCGCGCCGCCGGCUUCCUCGCCGCGUCCGUCUUCUCGCUUGUGUACGUGGUCGCGCCAGUUUGGCUGCUUGCGGCUCUCGUGUCUGUCUUUGCGAGCGGGCUCACCUCUCUAUCCACGCUGCUGCUAUGGGCUCCGCUGCUCGUCUCUGCGCUGCUGCCCGACACGGGCGGUAGCAUCAGCCCGAUCGUGCUCUGCUCGUGGCCGGUGCGGCAGAUUCCAAAGUACUUCCGCUACGAGGAGUUCCACGAAGCGACCGAUCGUGAGCUGCGCGCCACCGGAAAGAGCUACGUCGUCGGCGCCCACCCGCACGGCGUGUUCUCCUUUGUUGGCGUCUGCGCCGCCAUCGCAAGCAUGAACGACGCCGAGGGAGGGUUCGGGCCGAGGCUCGCCCAGCACGUGCCCACGGCUGCCGCGUCGGUGCUCAAGGUGUUUCCUCUCCUGAAGGAUGUGCUCGGCGUCUUCGGCGUCAUCCCCGCCGACGGCAAGACGCUUGCUCGCCGCCUGCAGAAAGGCUCCUUCGUCCUGUACAUUGGCGGGAUGGCGGAGCUCUUCCGCAGCAGUCCGAGGCGCGAGACCGUCUUCCUGCAGGGGAGGAAGGGCUUCAUCAAGCUGGCGCUCAAGUCGGGCGCAGAUGUCGUGCCGGUGUACCUCUUCGGAAACACGACCGUCCUCAAGGCGCUCACCUGGGGCCCGCUCGCCGACUUGUCGCGCAAGCUCGGCGUCUCAGUGACGCUCUUCUGGGGCCGCUUCGCGCUGCCGGUGCCAAAGGAAGUGCGGCUGACGUACGCCCGCGGCCGGCCUCUCGGCCUCCCACACAUCGCCGAGCCGUCGCAAGCCGACAUCGACCACUGGCACGCAAAGUACUGCGAGGCGCUGCUGCAGCUGUUCGAUCGGUACAAGGGCACGAACCCCGACUACAAGCACAAGACUCUCGCGAUUGAGUGAUGCGGGCGCAUCUCCGGCAACGUGGUUGUAUGGACGUGUAGUAGUCAGUACGGAGUUGCUUGGGCUUGGGGCUGGAUUGCCAGGUCUGUUUGUCUCGCUUCCCGCCGUCCCAAGUGUUGAUGUGCCUACGGCUCACAGGGAGCAGGGGGGGGGGGGCUCCAUGGGCUCGUGGUCGUGAGUGAGACGAUUACUCUCCCGUCUACGGCUUUUGGUGCUUUUGACAUUGUAUACCCGG